GUAUUGACAAAAUUUUAUCCGACCACAUGUCGUCUCCGGACAGUAAUCACAACACAAGCGUAGACAGUUCCUCCGGCACAAGUGAUACUCCAAGCCACAGAUUGGCGAUAUACCAAACAAACUUUGCAGGAACAGUGCAUACCGGGGUUUUCUGCACCAAAACAGUCAUUUCCAGAGGCGCACGGUUCGGACCUUUCAAAGGGAAAAUUGUGCGACCCAGCGAGUCGAAAUCAAGGGACGAUAACAGCUGUAUGUGGGAGAUUUUUCAAGAUGGGAAGUUAAACCAUUUUAUUGAUGGACACAGUUGCAGCGGUAACUGGAUGGCGUAUGUGAACUGUGCCAGAUAUGCGCAAGAACAGAAUCUCAUUGCCAUGCAGGUUGAAGGAGAGAUCUGGUAUGAAGCCUGCAAGGACAUCCCCCAGGGAACCGAGCUCUUGGUCUGGUACGGCGAUUGCUACCUGCAGUUCAUGGGCGUGCCCGUCGCCUUGAAGGAGAUGGCGGACGGCGGGGCGCAGGAGGAAGUCAACACUAGUGAGGGCUUCAGCUGUGAGAGGUGCGGCAAGGUGUUUGCCUACAAGUACUACAGAGACAAGCACCUCAAGUACACCAGGUGUGUCGAUCAAGGUGACCGCAAGUACCCGUGCCACCUGUGUACCAGAUCUUUCGAGAAGAGGGACCGCCUCCGCAUCCACAUACUACAUGUACACGAGAAGCAUCGGCCUCACAAGUGUCUGGUCUGUGCCAAAAGUUUUAGCCAGUCGUCGAGUCUCAAUAAACAUAUGAGGGUUCACAGCGGAGAGAGACCGUACAAGUGUGUCUACUGCAAUAAAGCGUUCACAGCGUCCAGUAUCUUACGUACACACAUCCGCCAACACUCGGGGGAGAAACCUUUCAAGUGCAAACAUUGCGGGAAAGCUUUCGCCUCACACGCAGCCCACGACAGUCACGUGAGAAGGACUCACGCCAAAGAACGUGCAUGUACGUGUUCAGUCUGUGGAAAAACAUUCCAACAACCCUACGAGUUGAAAUUUCACAUGGGUUCUCAUUUCGCCCAGUGA
Molecule: messenger RNA, 1058 nt
Organism: Candidula unifasciata
Lineage: Eukaryota; Metazoa; Mollusca; Gastropoda; Stylommatophora; Geomitridae
Source: the annotation of a GenBank genome assembly